AUGGAGGGUCAAAUGGUAGGGGGCCAGAUUGAGAUUCAAAACGGUGGAUACGUCGAGAUGACGUCUGAAAUGUUAGGUGUAAAUAUGGAAUCUCAAAUGCAACUUCAGAUGAUGAGCGAGCAACAGUUGGACUCAGUGAAUGGUGAUGGAAUGACAGUCAUAAUAGAGUCACAGGAACUUGAUGGACAGCAGUUUAAUAUUCAAAAUGGGGUCCAGUAUCAAGUAAUAGAUGGACAACAAGUAGUAGUAGGAGAUACUUCGGUACAAAUGCAAAUGUCUAUGUCAUCGUCCGGAGAAUAUGGCGGCCAGAAUUUCCAGAUUGAGGGGGGCAUGAUACAAGGAACAGAGAUAAUAUACGGUUCAACACAAGCAACAGAUAUGACAGUAGAUGGGAUGAAUGGUUCUGUAAUGCAAUCCCAAGAGAUUGCACUUGACAGCAAUGGCCAAAAGAUUCAAAUGGAAGGAAUGUCAAUGGGACAAAGCGGAAUGAUGCAAGAAAUGUCUUUUGAAGCGACUGAACAACAAAUGCAGAUGCAGGAAAUGUCCAAGCAGGGAAUGUCUUUGCAAGAUAUGUCAAUGACUAUGGAAGGAAUGACUAUAGAAGGAAUGACUAUGCAAGGAGGAAUGGCUAUGGAAGGAAUGACGAUAGAGGAAGGAAUGACUAUAGAAGGAAUGACUAUGGAAGGUGGAAUGACUGUAGAAGGAAUGACUAUGGAAGGUGGAAUGACUGUAGAAGGAAUGACUAUGGAAGGUGGAAUGACUGUAGAAGGAAUGACUAUGGAAGGUGGAAUGACUAUAGAAGGAAUGACUAUGGAAGGUGGAAUGACUGUAGAAGGAAUGACUAUGGAAGGUGGAAUGACUGUAGAAGGAAUGACUAUGGAAGGUGGAAUGACUAUAGAAGGAAUGACUAUGGAAGGUGGAAUGACUGUAGAAGGAAUGACUAUGGAAGGUGGAAUGACUAUAGAAGGAAUGUCGAUGCAAGAAAUGAAUAUGCAAGAGAUGCCCCUAGAAAUGCAAAGUCAGGAGAUACAAAAUCAAGAGAUUGCAUUUGAAGGAGGCGAGAUCCAGGAACAGCAACUUGAGAUGAGUGAGAUGACUAUGCAAGGAAUGCCAUUGGAGAUAAGUGGAGGAGAAAUGCAGACGCAAGAAUUCUCAAUGCAAGAAAUGGGAAUAGUUAUGCAAAGUCAAGAAAUAGCAUUAACGGGAGGAGGGAACGAGCAGCAAUUGGAGAUGAAUGCUAUGACAAUACAAGAAAUGUCAGCUGUGGACGGUGAGUACCAAAUUGAAACGAGUGAACUGACGGUACAAGAGAUUCCACUGGAUAUGGUCGGGGGUGCGACCCAGAUAGUGGAAAUGUCAAUGCAGGAAAUGCCUUUGGAAAUGCAAAGUCAAGAGAUUUUAGCCGUGGACGGUGAGUACCAAAUUGGAAUGAGUGAAAUGACGAUACAAGAAAUACCACUGGAUAUGGCUGGAGGAGAAACCCAAAUUGUGGAAAUGUCUAUGCAGGAAAUGCCACUGGAAAUGCAAAGUCAAGAAGUUUCCAUUGUGGAAGGGGCCGAAAUCCAAGAACAGCAAUUUGAAAUAAAUGAAACGACAGUUCAAGAAAUACCACUGGAUAUGGCUGAAGGAGAAACUCAGAUAAUGGAAAUGUCCACGCAGGAAAUGCCACUGGAAAUGCAAAGUCAAGAAGUUUCCAUCGUAGGAGAAGCCGAAAUCCAAGAACAGCAAUUUGAGAUGAAUGAAAUGACAAUUCAAGAAAUACCACUGGAUAUGGCUGGAGGAGAAACUCAGAUAAUGGAAAUGUCCAUGCAGGAAAUGCCACUGGAGAUGCAAAGUCAAGAAAUUUCCAUUGUAGGAGAAGCCGAAAUCCAAGAACAGCAAUUUGAGAUGAAUGAAAUGACAAUUCAAGAAAUACCACUGGAUAUGGCUGGAGGAGAAACUCAGAUAGUGGAAAUGUCCAUGCAGGAAAUGCCACUGGAGAUGCAAAGUCAAGAAAUUUCCAUUGUAGGAGAAGCCGAAAUCCAAGAACAGCAAUUUGAGAUGAAUGAAAUGACCAUUCAAGAAAUACCACUUGAUAUGGCCGUGGGAGAAACUCAAACGUUGGAAAUGUCUAUGGAGGAAAUGCCCUUGGAGAUACAAAGCCAAGAAAUUUCCGUUGUAGAAGGGAACGAGAUCCAAGAACAGCAAUUUGAGAUGAGCGAAAUGACGAUUCAAGAAUUACCAUUGGAUAUGGCUGGGGGAGAAACUCAAACAUUGGAAAUGUCUACGGAAAAAAUGCCCUUGGAGAUACAGAGUCAAGAAAUUUCCGUUCUAGAAGGAAGCGAGACUCAAGAACAGCAAUUGGACAUAAGUGAAAUGACUAUACAAGAAAUGCCGUUGGAUAUGGCUGGGGGAGAUAUACAAACACAAGAAAUGUCUAUUCAGGAAAUGUCUUUGGAGAUGCAAAGCCAAGAAAUCUCAGUUGUGGAAGGGGGUGAGAUGCAAGAGCAGCAGUUUGAGAUGAGUGAGAUGACUAUACAAGAAAUGCCGCUGGAUAUGGCUAGUGGAGAUGUAAAGACACAAGAAUUGUCUAUGCAGGAAAUGCCUUUGGAGAUGCAAAGCCAAGAAAUCUCGGAUGUGGAAGGGGGUGAGAUGCAGGAGCAGCUGUUUGAGAUGAGUGAGAUGACUAUACAGGAAAUGCCUCUGGAUGUGACUAGUGGAGAUGUUCAGACUCAGGAAAUGUCUUUGCAUGAACUACCACUGGAGAAGCAAAGUCAAGUAGUUUCCGCCGUGGAAGAGGGAAAAAUUAAAGCAGAGCAGUUAGAAACCACAGUACAAGAAAAGCCAUUAGAACAGAACAAUGUCAGGAAAGUUACUGAAAGUCAGAAACAAGUCCGGUUGGAUAAUAGUCUCAAUCAAGAGGAGCAAGCUCCUGUGGAACAGAUAGCAGAAGAAGAAGCUGUAUCGAAUAUUGGAGAAUCCAGCUGGAGUAUAGAGGUAAUAGGAACGUUAGAGGAACAAGAGCUGGAACGAAGUUGGAGCAUGGAAGUAGUUGGAACAAUUGAUGACCAGGAAAAUGACAAAAGUUGGAUCACAGGAGAAGGAAGCCAGAUAUCCUCCAACGGACUAACCCAAGAAACAGUUUCGAAAGACAUUAGUCAGGAAAAUGAAAAACCCGUCGAGAAGAAGCAACACAAUCAGGUGAAACCUGAAGAGGUGCGGUCUAUCGAUGACGUUGCAUCAGUUAUUGACAACAGCAAGAGCGAAGAAACGAAGUCUCACGGUGGUGAUAAAAAGGUUGGUGGCAAAAAAACCACGUCAGACCAAACUGAGGUAACACAGAAAGAGACCUGUGAUCACAACAUAGUGAUAGAACAAUUUCUGGAAAAGAUUACCAAACUUGAAAGAGAGAAAGAGUAUUUGGAAGGACGUUACGACGAACUACGACAAGAGAGGGAAACUUUGGUGAUAUCAAGUAGGGAAAGGAUGCAAAAGACGGAAGAUCAUCACCAUUGUUGCGAUAUAUUGAAAGACUAUAGUAGCUUGAUCGAGUACAUCACUACUCCGAGGGAUGUCUCUUUACAGGAUCAUAGUAAUUUACAUGGAUGUGAUUUUACCCAUACUUACGACGUUCAUGAAAGUGUUAGAGAGAUUAGUAGGAAUUCAAGCCAACUGUCUAAUGACUAUGAGUACUAUAAAUCCAAGUGCGAUCAAAUAAAACGUGAAAAGGAACGCCUGGAGAGAGCUUAUGAAAACGAAAAGAAGCAGAAAGAGGAGUUUGAAAGGGAAUACCAAACUGAAAACGACGAAAAGGUUUACCUCGAAGAAAGGUACCAAGAAAUGUUGGAGAGCAUAAAUCGAUUUGAUGAAACCAUUCGUUCCCUGAGACGUGACAAUGAAUGCUUACAGAGCAAACUAAACGAGUGGGCGUCAUCUCAAGCUAGGACAAACACAUUGGACAUGGGCACGCUCACAUCAGAUCGAGAUGACGAUGGUGAAGAUCUUGCGGAAUAUAAGAAAAAUAUUCUUGCGUUAGAGAAAGAGAACAGAGAAUUCAGGUCAAUUCUGGACGUCUUAAGUAAAAAAAAUGAAAGCCAAGAAAGUUUGAAGAACAUUGAAAUUGGACUGGCUCGAGAGAACGAAUUUAUUGAGUUAAAGCGAGAAAGAGUGAGGUUAGAGGGGAACAUGAGAGAGUUGAAACGAACAAACAAGCAUCAACAGAAUAGGAUAGAAGAUAUUCGAAAGGAAUCGUCAUUAGAGAUUUCUAAAUUGAAAGAUAAAAUCCGAAAAUUGGAAUGGUCUCUAAGAGAAAACAAAAAAACCCUAGAUGAUAAGGAAGACGAGAUUUCUGGUCUGAAAAAACGACAUUCAGAAGAACUUCGUGGCAUUGAUAUGAGACUGCAGAGUCAGAUUUCAAACACACUACUGGCAAAGAGCCAACUAAAGGAUUUACAAUCCAAAAUAGAACGACUGGAGGAAGAAAGGAACAGACUAAGAGAGGACUUGAGAAGUUCAUUUGUGGGUAGCAGGGAUCGACAUUCAGGCGUAGACUUGGAUUACCAGGAUAUUGAAAUGGUUCGUCAAAAGUACGAAGAAGAAAAAAGAAGCAAGAUGAGACUUGCCAACGACAUAAAGUAUCUGCUUGCUGACAUCACGGACCUUAAAGAAAGAAACCACAGACUACAGGAAGAUUUUCUUCGAGAGAGAAUGGAAAUAAAAGCGAUGAUAGAAAAACAGGCCAAUGAAAUUACUCAAGAAUAUCUCUCACAGAUCAGUAAAUUGCAGAAAUCACUGAUAGAUGAAACGAAACGAAGGCAAGAGGCCGAAGCUGGCAGAAAUGGGCCGAUAUACAGCCAGGAAAAUCAUACCACCUUUUCAGGUACUCAGACUGACGUGAAUUCCAGAACUGGUCGGGGUUACGAUGAUAUCCAGGUGCAGCUAACAAACGAGAUAAGACGACGAGAAAACCUAGAAGCGGAGAAUAAGAAACUCCUAUAUAAACUAAAUGAAAUUCUAUCGGCUGAUGGGAAUCACGAAGGACUUGACGAUGCUAAUUUCAAAUUGAUCAGCUCGAGAGGAAAUGAAACACACAAUGUAGGGUCCUCAAAAUAUAACCAAGAAAGUGUUAAAAAACGGCAAGAACUGCAAAGUGAAAUAGCUGAUCUUCAUGAUAAGCUAGAGGUGUUGAAAAACGAAGCUAAGAAGAACAAAGAACUCAAGAGGAAAAAUGAAGAUCUUGAGGAGGAAGUCGCUCGAGUGACUCGAAAGCGAGAUGAACUCUUAGCUGGCCAGAGAAACCUCACUCGCGAAGUUGACCAUUUGUCCCGCACCCUGGAUGACGUGGAAAGGCGAAAUAGGAAGCUUUCUGAUGAAACUGAACGAUUCGCGCGGAAGAUCCAAGAUCUUGAAGAUUCAUUCCGUCAAGAAAAGAUAACUUUGACAAGAAAUCACGAGAAUGAAAAGGUAAGCGCCGUAGAGGUAGUAGUAAAGGCAAAAGAAGCUUGCGAGAAAAGACUUCAGGCGCAAACAGAAACAACAAGAAGGCUUGAGGAGAAAAUAAGACGCCUAGAAGAACAACUAUCGGCAAGCGUUGGAACCCAAAGGGAGGGCUCCCGUACCACACUCAAUUCGCAUAACGACGUUUCUGGAGAUCUUAGGAGACGCACCACUGAUUCACACGACGACAAAUUAAAAGAAGAGGUGGAACAUUUAGAGGCCAUGUUAAGAGAUGCUAAUAGGAAGCAUGCAGAUGAUCUCAAGAAUCUUGAGGCACAAAAAAGACGGAUGUCAGAAGAGUUUGAAAGAGAGCGGCAGUCUUUGGAAAACUACUUUGAGAAAGAGAAUAGUAGCCUGAAACAAAGGCUCUACGAUGUUGAGUCGACUAUCCGCGGUGACGGUAUGGGGAGUAUUGCCACGGGAGGAGAAAAUAGAGAACACAGUCUUAUCACUUCAGAAAGGAGAUCGUCGUUAAGCAAAGACGGAGCGAAAGAAUUACCUCAAUUUCAAUCAAGGAACGAAAAAUACAGCGAGAAAUCCAAGGAAAGUGAGUUUCAGCAAAAACUUCAAGGGAUGGAACAAAGAUAUAAUGAAGAGAAGAGAGAUAUUUUGAAUCGAGCAUCAAAAGAGAAGGCAAAAUUAGAGGACGAAGUAAGAGAGGCCAAGGAGAAAUUAACCGGCUAUCGCCGUUUACUCGAAGACGAAAUCGACGACUUGAAAAGGAAGCAUCGAAAAGAGAUAGAUUUCCUGAACGAAAAGUUAUCGAAACAGAGAGGUGAGUUCGAGGAAAGACUUCGUAUUGGAGAACGUAACGAAUCAAGAGGCGUGGUCGGCGGGUCAACCGUUCGUGAAAACUCAAAUCAAUUUGAUCCGAUUAACAUGACGCGAAGAGAAGAUGGCGUGGGAAAGAACAAAGUUCCCAAAGCAUUAGUUGGAACCUCGGGGACGCAGGAAGAUAGAUAUCGCUUUGAAAAAUUAGAUAUAACCCCUCACCAAGAACUCGGGAGUCUAAAUAAUUUUAGUGAUAGGGACGGAAGGUCAACUGCAAUAACAGGCCGAUAUGCUUUGGAAGAUGACAAUAGAAUUGGAAGAGGAAGAACAACUGCUGAAGAUGCCAUGGGAGGAAGAGCUGGUUUAGAAAAUGAAACUGCAAUGUUUAAGGAGGAAACGAGAGAUUACCAAAGCCAGUUGCAAAACGAAAAGAGGAAGCUGAUGGAGGCCAUACAUUCUCUGACACAGGAGGUCAACUCUCUUAAAAGUGAGAAUAGAGAAGUGAAGAACUGCUUCAAGAAAGAAAUGGAAAAGCUUAUCAAAAUUAGCGACAGCGAAAAGAAAACCAUUCGCGAUAGAGCAGCAAGAGAUAAAGACGACGAAGUAACACGGGUAACAGAAAGUUAUGAAGAAAAAUUGUCCUUUGAACGAAAAAGACUGCAAGGAAUCACUGAUGAAUUUAGACGAAAGAUGACAUUAACAGAAAAAAAAAUCAGGAAUAUGGAAGCCCAACAACGGAACGAGAGAAUACGGUACCAGGAAGAAAAAAUAAAUGCUGAAAAGAGCCUUCUCCAAAGUCACGAUGAGUUAAAGAUGAAAUUAGAGCGAGAUUACAAAAAGAUGCUGAUUGAGGAGAAACAAAAAUUUGAGCAGACAAUAAAGGGAUUAACGAAACAAAUAUCUUUCCUGCAAAAUCAGAGGAGAGAAAUUCAAGAUAAGUUGCUAAAGAACGAGUUGACAGCCAAUGCUCAGGCAAAAACACAACAGGAGUCAAGAAGCAGGAUGGUAAUUCAGAUGGAGCACGAGAUCUUUGAGCGAAUGGAACGCGAAAAAAGGCCCAUGGAAGAUAAGAUUAAAGACCUUCAACAAGAAAUCAACAAGUUGAAGAGGGAAAAAUCUGAAUUACGUGAUACUCUGGAAGGUGAAAAGCAAGAACUUGAAAAUGAGCUGGACAAAAUGCAAGCAGAGAUGAAGAGAAAGCUCAGCAAGGCGAGAGAGGAUGUGGAGAGAAAUACGAACGUUACAGGGAAACAUAUGAUGGCAACAACAAUAAAAAGUGUCCUUGUGAGUAUAUGUUAAAAUGAAUACAUAUCUGCAAAUUUAUUUAUAAAAUAGUUAUAUGAGAUUGUUGUACUGAAAGCCUAACUCUUUUGAAAAGGUUGGUUCCGAAACGAGUCAGCACUGUGCUCAAUCUGAUGUUCGACAAUACAAGGAGCAAAUCAACUUGAUGGAACAACGGAACAUGACUCUUCAAACCAAAACAGAGAGACUGGAGCGCGAGCUCAGAGUUAUGGGCGACAGAUUGAAAACUCUGGAAGUACGAAACAAGGAUUUAGAAUUCGCUAACAGAGAAGAAAUGGUAAGAGUGUUAUCCUUUUAAUAUUCAAAGUGGAGUUUUCCUAGUCAAGUCAAAUUGAAUAAAGUUGGUGUCUCCUAGUUUUCCAGUAACUAUGGACAAGAAAUACACCUUAGUCAAUAGUAAAGAUGGUGCCUUACCUAAGUAAGGCCUCUAACCCCAUUCGUUGAAUUUGUUUACAGAGCAAUAGAAACGACGUUUUCCGGUCGGGUUUUGGACUUUAUGGAGAAUCAGAUAUCCGCGGAGCCAACGACCUUUCAAUUGGCUCAACAAUUAGUGGCAUGAGGUCGGAGGCCAGAAUGUUCCAGCCAAACUUUUCUCCAAGAAUGAGCUCAGCUAAUGCCAGUUCUUUGCUGGGUUCAGGGCUAUCCUAUGGCGACAUUUUAGACAAGGUUCGGUAUACAAUGCACACCACAGGAAGUAUUUCUGACGCUCUCAGGGGUCCAAUGUCAAGCACAAGUGGAAUAGUCAGCGGAAGGUUCCAUGGGGAUACAAACUCUGCGCUAAGGCAAGGUGAUCCAAUAACAGGAGGAAUGCGUAAACAAUCAACGAUAUCUUCUCUGGGAGUCAGAAAUGUCGAAGUUAGCAGUUCUCUCGGUAAUGCAGGUGGAAAUUUGACAGCUGAAGGAGUCGGAGGCGACUCUUAUGGCAAAGAAGGGAAUCAUUAACCUUCUGUAGUGUAAAGAUAUUACAAACUCAAUCAAGGGAGUGACGUGAUAACUAUCAUGAUAUUAAUAAUGACAAUGAGAGAGGACUCUUUUUUCAAUGACAGCGCAAUGGCAAGUAUUUCAAAUAAUAGGGCGCCGAGGCGUUGAGAUAACUACUGGGUGGAUUUUAAAGACGAUAAUUUUUUAGAGUUACAUUGGACAACACAAUUAAUAAUUACCACCGUUAAAUGAGUGUCCUAAUGAUAGUGCAUCACUCAUGGCCGUGCACCAUUUCUUUUAUAACCCUUGUUAGUAAGGUUGGUAUUGUAUACAUAGUUAGUUGCUAAAAUUUCUUUUCAAAAAUAGCAAAAAUUUCGGUUAAAUAUUUUUUGUCUGUCUCUUUUUUUUUAACAAAAAGCUUUUAUUAACCAAUAAAAGGCCUAUUUGUUUUAUUUUUCAAAAGGGGCACAUAACCUACAUAAGAUUAAACUGCCUCAGUUUGUUAUUUUGGUUUCAUUAAGCAAUUGCGAAAGAUCCAUUUGGUUAGCGAAAUUGGUAUAGACCAGCCUUAAAGAUUUGAAGCUGUCGUUCUAAAUGAUAGUCACGGGUAUCGUGAGCCUCAAUACUUCAGUUCAAAUGUACUUGCUAGAAAUUGUUAUUGAAAUGUUGAUACUGUGUAUAUCAAAGUAAGUAUAAUUUCUUCGUAAGGUCUGUUGUAAACCCUUACGCUGUUUUCGCGUUGAAAAUAAUUGAAAUGGGCACUUAAAUUUUCCUUUGAAGGACUUGAUACUUUGCUUUGUAAAUGGUUUACUACUUUAUUUCUAUAUCGAUGUUUGCAUCAAACACAAGCAGGGUUAACAGUGAUAUUAAUUUUACUUAUCAUGUUAUCAAUUAUUAUCUAUAGGUGAUUUAAUGGGCAUUGCCGCAGCUGGUAAAUCGUAUAAUUUUUCCUUCAGAUGCAUGAGUUACAUUCUGGUUUUUUUUUCAAAGCGGCAUGGUUUAUAGCACAAAGGAUAUCAAUAAAAUAGAGGGGAUUUUAUCUUAUAGGACGUGCUUUCUACUUUCUACUUUCAGUUUAAGAUAAAUAUUUUCAUUCAUCGUUGUUCCAAGAAAUAACAAUUUUCAAAGUAGGCUGGUAAUGUUCGGCAUACUGAUAAAGCUUUUUAAUAGUCCUCCUGGAGCUUAGCAGCUAGACAGGUGCAAAAUCCACGUUUGUCUUUUCACUCAAUCUACACAUCAAUUAACACCCCCCCAUCAUUAGGCUAGGCUCAAUGCCAAAUAAUUUACAUUGAAACAUGGACCGGAACACCUUCAAUUCAUCAAAUAAGUAUGCGGCGUCACUGGUCAUAAUCCUAAUAAAAGCAGAGCGUUAGCUGUUGUUAACCCGGAUUCAGAAUACAUGCUUUUUCCUUUGUUCAUAACAUCUUCAAAGCAUAGAAGAUGAGCUAGAAGGACAUUAACAUUUGGCUGGUACUUAACCAGGUAAAACCGCAAAACCACCUGUGUCCUAAAUCUACAAACCUACACCGGUUUUUUUAAAAUAAAAAUAUUCCGUCAACCCGGUGUAUAAAAGCUGAAGGACAAGUAAAGGAACGUUUACGAAACAGGCCGGUGUAAUCGUUAAGGAAUUGAAUGCAUGGCAGGAAAGGGACAGCACUAGUUGAGGUUUUCCCUUUGUGAAAUACCGGGAGAUCUGUGGUUUAACUUUGUAUUUAUAUCCCACGGCUUUGCAGUAGAUUGCAUAAAAAUGAAAAAAUGGCGGUUUAUUUGUAAUUUGCCGGGUUUUUAAAAUAGUUAACGGUGAAAUCGUAAUUUUUAGACAAGAAACCCCCCCCCCCAAAAAAAAAAAUUAUUUUGUUAGUUUGGCAGGUGUAGCUUUGAUUUAAGGUUAAAUUUCAAAUAAUUUUUUUAAAAUGUGUCUUAAUAUAAUUGACAUUAUUGAUAAAGGAGGACACAUCUCCGCGUGACCUGCUAAAAGGAAAAUGCAAAUGAAUUUGACGUGACACAACCAACUCCUCUGAUUGGAUUUCGUCGUGGAUGAUAAUUUUUUACUAACCCAACUGUUUACGUCCUGGAGAAAAACAGUCAAAGUGCCAGAAUAUAGACAUUUUUCGAGCUGUCAACCAAGGAACGAGAGCUUACUGAAAGAGGAAGAUGUCGUAGACUUGUGUAGAAGAUGUAGCUAUUUUUGAAAAGGCACAAGUAAACGAAAUUCAGGUAGGUUUACAAAAUUAUGAGAAACGUUCGUUAUGAAGCCCUUUUGCACAAGUAUAUUGGCAGCUACUCUUUAUGCAGAGAUGGAUAUGAACAAGAGAAAAUUAUAUGACUGACAUGUUUUCUAUACCAGAAAACUGGAGAACUGUCAGUCCUAUACUUACUAUCAAUCAUAUAUUUGGAUACUCAAAAGUAAUUCGCACUAUCGACAAUAUCGCUUCGAUAAAAAUUCCUAAAUCUUUUUAGUGUUAAAAAUUGAUGCGUUAAUUCAUUAGCUGGUAGAACUUUACAGACAAUAACAAGGCUUAAUUUUUUUACUUGCGAAAUUCAAAGCUAUUUUUUUUUAUUUUUCUUCCUCAAUCAAAUAUAUUUUACAAUUUUACAUUUAAAUUUUCUGAAAACAUGUGAAGUGACAGUUUAAAUUUAAGAUGAGUUUCAUUUAUACUUAAACUGGGUAAAUAUACCCAAAAUUUGCUCUUGCCUGUUUUUCUUCGGUGUUUAAGAAUAAUUUAGCAAUAAAUAUUCAAGAUUCAACCACAAACAUCUAAAUUCACAGUUUCGAAUUCGUGCUUACUUCAGACUCCAUUUGACUUAGGGAGGUAUGAAUACCAAUAACCUUUUCCCUUUGGAAAAGCAUAGCGCCUCGGAUUAACUGCAAAGAUUUGGGGAAAAAACUUGACUGAAAAAUUAUAUAGUUCUUGUUAACCGAGUUCAAAGUGCAUUCUGUUAGCCAUGGACCCGGCGAGGCUUUCCCCUUUGAGCCCUUUAACUGGGAACAGGGUCCUAAAUGGGAACAGGAGAGAAAGUAAGCGAAGAUGCCUUUAUGCUGUUCUCUAUAUAUGGAUGUAAAAUACCUUCCUCACCAAUAAUCUCUUCAUUCUCAAAAAACAACAUAUUUUCUUUAAUUUAUACAAUAAAACCAGUUUAUCGAAAUAUAAUUUAGUGAUACGAUGUGUAGGAAAUUUUAACAGAAGACAGUAGCGUUAAAGAUUAUGUUUGUGUCCUUGUUUACUUAGGGGAAAAUAACAGACAUGUCUGUGGUCGAAAUCAAUGAGUCCCAACCCAUAGAUGGUUGGGGAAGUCCUUAUUAUGCUGAACCUACCUCAUACUCCAUGGUUACCAACGAAAUUCCAAUGGAAGACCAAGGAGGAAGUUGGAGCAUGGAAGUCGUGGGAACAAUUCCAACGGACCAAAAUAACAAUGCGGAAAUCCAGUCUCUUAAGCAACGAAUUCUGGCGCUGGAAGAGGAAAAGAAAAGUCUCAAUAACAUGUAUCAAAAAACGGUAACGGAUUACGAACUGUCGAAAACAAAACUGAUGCAAGAAUACGAGACAAAGAUCGGGCAACUCAAAAUUGAGCGAGACAACUGGCAAAAAAAGUACAACGAGUCACAAAGAGAAGUCCAAAGACUUAAGCAAAAGAUUUCCGCCAUGGAAAUAGAAAAUCUUCGUAUGAUUGAAGACUUGAAAAGGGAGCUUUCAAACAAAUGUAAGAUGGAGAAGGCAGAGAUGGAAACCAGGUUCUCCACUGAAAAAGAUGAAAUGCAAGACAGCUUCGAAGAACAAAUACACAUGCUUCGAGCAGAAAACGAGGGUCUGCUACAGACGUAUCAGAAGAGCACGAAGGAGUAUGAGAUGAAGAUUGUACAAAUUCAGCAGGAAUAUGAAGUUAAACUAGGACAGCUUAAACUUGACAAAGAAAAACUUGCGAAAAAGAAUACUAACCUCAGCACACAAGUGACUACAUGGCGUGAAAAAUGCUCAUCUCUUGAGAAACAAUACGAAGAAAUGCUGGCAAACCUGAAGAUCGAGUUGACGGAAAAAUGCCAAGUUGAAAAGGGUGAUAUGGAAGCUGCCUUCACGAAAGAAAAGGAAUCCAUGAUGGCAGCUCACCAAAAAUCCCUAGACGAAUAUGAAGUGAGAAUAACUUCAGUCACUGAGCAAUAUGAGGAACAGUUGGCGCAACUCAAAGCGCAGAAGGAUACAUUUGAAACAAGUUACAACGGUUCUUUGGAGGAAAUUACCGAGCUGAAGAAAAAAUUGAAGGAGUUAGAGGAAAGCUACGAGUUACAGAUGAGGGAGCUCCAAGAUAAGCUAAAGAUGGAGUACCUUCAAAAAGAAAAUGCCAUGGAAAGUGAAUUCGAUACAGACAAGCAAGACUUAAUAAACAAGUACAAGAAACUUAUACAACAAGGUGAGAUUAGAAUACUGGAAAUUCGAAAGGAAAACAAAGUGAUUAUUACGAAACUGGAGGCAGAGAAGACACAGCUCAUGGAGAAACAUGCAGCAGAAACUCAGACAUGGCAGGAAAAGGUUAACUCGCUAGAACAGAAGUACAAAGAACAAAUGAAAGCUCUGGAGCAGGAGCUGCUUGAAAAAUGUGAAAAGGAGAAGAAUGAAUUUGAAGUCAACUUCAUGAAAGAAAAAGAAGAAAUAAUUGAAAGCCACAAGACCACGAUUCAGAGUUAUGAAACAAAAUUGACAAGCACUCAACAAGAAUAUGAAGUGAAAAUUGCUCAGAUGGAAAAAGAGAUAGAAAGGCUCGAAGAGACCAAUAAGGCAAACACGGAAAAAAUGGAACAAGAAAUUUUAGUUUUAAAACAGGGUCACGAGAAACAGAUUAAGGAAGUCAAAGAUGAGAUGACAGAAAAAUGCAAUAAGGAAAAAAGUGAAAUGGAGGAGACAUUUUUCAAAGAAAAAAACAAUUUGGUAGAGUCCCACAGGACUGUGAUAACAGAGUACGAAGAAAAGAUUACUAGUCUCCAGGAGGAAUUGGAUGCAAAGGCUGAUGAGAUGGAAAGUGAAGUGAGGGGCCUCAAGGAGUCACACCAAAAAGCUCUUGAAACACUGAGACAAGAAAUGGCUGAGUUAGAGAAGAAGCAUAAAUCAAAUACCAAGGAGCUUAAGGAGGAAAUGACGGCUAAGUUCGACAAAGAAAAGGAAGAAUUAGAGUCAAGAUUUCUAAAGCAGAUAGAGGAGCUAAAGGUGUCCAAUGCAAACACAGUUAAAUCGUACGAAGAGCAACUAGCUGCAAUCAAAGAAAAAUACGAAAAGAAAUUGGCAGAUUUAGAGGCUGCCAUGAACAGUCACGAACAGAAGUAUAAAGAAAAGAUCCAAGGGCUGAGAGAAGAGUUGUCUAGUAGCGUGGAUAAAUAUGAACAGCUUAUUAAAGAAACGAAGAAAGAACUGCGACAAAAAUAUGAGAAGGAAAAAGAAGAGAUGGACAAAGAAUAUGCUGAUGAGAAAUCCAAGUUAACAGAGAGUCACGAACAAACUGUGGCAGAUUACGAAAAGAAGAUAGCAGACAUCCAAGAAGAAAUGAAUUUAAAGUUAGAAAAACUUCGAGAGGAAAAGGUGUUGUUGAACGAAGACCACAGCCAAAAAGAAGAGGAAUUGAUAAAAAAAUGUACGACACUAGAAGAGACUUACAAAUUGAAAAUGACGGAAAUUAAAACAUCUCUUAAAGAAAAAUGUGAAAAGGAGAAGAGCGAGAUUGAGGCAAACUUUGACCAAGAAAAACAACAGCUCAUCGAGAGACAGAGUGAGAUCGUUAAGAAGUACGAAGUUAAGAUAACUGAUCUGCUGCAAGAUUUCGAGAAAAGGAAUUCUCAUUUUACAGCCGAAAGGGAGAAACUCGAAUCGCAGAAGAAGAAAUUACAGGCACAACUUGAUAAGCUCCGUAAAGAAAUGUUGAAAUUACGAGAGCAAUACGAAACAACUCUAAGAACCACAAAGGAGGAAAUGGCUGACAAGAUGAGAAAAGAGAAUGCAGAAAUAGAGAAGCAAUUCAAAAAGGAAACUGAAAAUUUGAAGGUGCAACAUACUAAGAAGUUACAGCAGAUCAAAACCGAGAAAGAGGCUAUAAUAUCUAAACUAGAGCAAACAGUAAGAGAUCUAGAGUCCAAAAUCAAGGACUUGCAAAAUCAGUACGAUCAGAAGACAGCUGAGCUAACGAGAGAAAACGACAGAUUAGUUGAGAGGUGCCAGAAUCUAGACAGAAAGAAUACAGAGGAGAACACCAGUCAUAGAACAGAGACAGCCGAACUAAAAGAGGAAAUAAAGAAGCGUGAAAACUGGAUGGAAGAAAACAAGAACAAAUAUGAACAAGAGGUAGAUAAACUGAAGCAAAUUAUAGCGCAGAUGAAAGAGGACAUGGAGCAUAAAAGUAAUCAAUUGACAACGAUGGAGAAAGAGCUAGAUCGAGUUCAAAACAAUCUUAAGGAAAGCCAAGAAGAGUUUAUCUUACAGAUAAGUUUAUUAAAGAAGAAAAUUAGUACGUUAGAAAAUGACAAGAGGGGUUUGUUGAGCCGCAUACAGAGCCUUGAGGCUUCCAAGAAAGACACAAUAGUUUAUUACGAAGAAAGAAUUGUUAAGGAGCGAAAAGAAAUUGAACUGAGGUGCAUGUCACAGGUAUCAAAGCUACAGGAUGCACUCACGAAAGAAUCGCAGGAGAAAGACGAGAUUAACCAAGAGAAUCAGGAAUUUCUGAGGGAAGUGACAAAUUGGAAGACAAAAUUCAGCAACGCAGAGGACGAAUACACCAACAACAUGGAAGAUUUGAGGAGCAGGCAUGAAAAGGAAAUAAGCGACCAAAAAAUUGAUUAUGAAGAUGACUUAGCCGAUUUGAAUAAGCAAUUGGAGCAAAAGAAUGUAACCAUUUCAGCACUGGAGAAAGGAAAGCAAGAGCUUACCACGGCGGUCAAUGAGCUAACCAUCACAGUAGCAGGACUUGAGGAGGAAGCUACCAGACAAAACCUUGAAUGGGAGAAAGAUACCCUCGCAAUGAAAAACAAGAUCGAGAUGCUUGAGGAUGAAAAUAGAAAAUUAAACAAUGAAUCGGAACGAUUACGCUUGAAAUUGGAUGACGUUGAAAGACUUUUCAGCGAAAUUGAAGAGCAAAAUGAAGCGACCAUUAAAGACCUCAACGUAAAGAUUGAAGAAUACGAGACAAAGAUAAAAGGAUAUUUGGAGGUUGAGACAGCAAAUCGUGACACGCUUAAGGAACUAUCUCGCUUACGAUCUCAACUUGAGGCUAAUACAGCAAAGGAGAGCAAACUGAACCAGGAGAACGGCACCUUAACAUUAAAGAUAACAGAGUUGGAGUACCUUAAUAGAAGACUGACCGACGAUCUUGCAACAAUGGCCAAAAAAUGUUCAGAUUCAGAGGAAGAACGUAAAAUGGAGCUUGAGCAGUUAAAAGAGAGGCACGAAAUGGAGAGAGAAAAACACAUCGGUGAAAAAGAUAAGGCAACGGUCGAAGUGCGGAGAUUACAAAAGAUCGUAAACGAACUAGAAAGUACUAUAAGACGCUUAAAGGACUCUGUCGAGUCAGUCAACGAGGAGAAAAAGAGAGACGAAGAUCGUUUUAACUUUGAAUUGCAUGGUUUACUUGAGAAAUACGAAAGUGAAAGGAAGAGGAACGAGACGUUGAAGGAGGAGCUCCAGCAGAAGACCCGCAUUUUUGAGGAAAAGAACAGAGAGUGGACACGAAAACUGGAAGAUGCCAGCUAUAGACAUCGAGAUGAAAGAGAAAAGCUCCUAAAGGAAAGGAAAACUUUAGAGGAGAGUUAUGAGAAACAGCUGAAGGAUCUGAAAGAAGAAGCAACCAACGAAAGAGAGAUUUGUGAAAGGAAAAUAAGUCAACUCGAGCAAACAUACAAGCACGAGAUCAACACAGUUCGUUAUGAACGCGAGCAGUACUUUAGAGAAGUAAGCAGUAAGGAAAUAGAGAAGACCCGUAAGGAACUGGAAAAGGAGAAGAAUGAUCUUCAGCAAGAAUUCCUAGCGGAAAAGAAACAACUGAUUGAAGACUAUAACAAGAGAAUUCAAGACGAGAAUAGGAGGUUUACUCAGUGCGAGGAGAAGUAUAAAACUGAAUUAGAAACACUUACAAGGGCAAAGUCGGAGAUGGAGAGGAAGAUAUACGAUCUAGAGACGACAAUUGAAAGAACCAAAGAACAACUGACGUACCGCUUCACGGAAGAACGUCGUAAGAUAGAGUAUAAGCUAGAAUCGGAGUUGAGGGAAGUCAAGGAAAAACACAGACUAGAGCUCAUAGAACGUUCGCAAAAAGACAAACUGGAUAUGGAGGCAAAAGUCAAAACCGAGAGAGAAGAAUUUGAAGAGAAAAUAAGUCUUGAGUAUCAAGCCAAGAUAACAAAAGAAGUAUCCAAUCGGGAAAGGCAACUGAAAGAUUCUUUCCAGAAACUAGAGAAUGAAUUUCGUGCAGAAAAGGAGCGGUUACUGGAGACGGAAGGAAAAUUGAAGAUGCAAAACGAAUUGUUGUUAAGGGAAAAAGAUGCGUGGCUUAAGCAAAGCCAGAGGGACAAAGAUGAACUGUCCGGAAAAUUGGAACAUGAAAAAGAAUUGCUAAAUGUAACCUUGGAAGCUAUGUCCAGGGAGCUUUCCAAGAUGAGAGAGGAAAAGACUUCUCUUUCCGAAUCCUUCAAGAAAGAAAAACGAGAGCUAGAGAAGAAGUAUGAAACAGAAAUGGCGGAAUGGAGAAACAAGGUCGAAAAGGGAAAGCAAGAAUUGAUGGCACGACUCCGAGAAGAGUACAGACAGGCAGCUCAAGCUAACCAACGAUCGGCAGACGCAACUAUAGCUGGGCUUAAAGAAAAACUAGUGAAAGCAGAAAGGAAGAUCGUAGAAGCAGAGGAGAACUUUAAGAAGGAGAAAAGCAAGUUAGAACAUCAAUUUAAGCACGAGAAAAUGGAAAUAGAGCAACGAACUCAAAGGAUCACGCAAGAAUUAAAGGUUUUCUUGGAGCAGGAGUUUUACAAAAGAUCACAAGACGAAAGGAAGAUUUAUGAGAACACCCUGUCGAACCUACGAAGCGAAAUACUAGAACUUCAGGAAGGCAAGAGCAGACUUGAACGAACUUUAUUGGAACAACAAAUGAUCGCGCAUAGCCUCGGGAGAGACGUCAGUUCACUGAAGAGUGAGACGCAGCAGUCAAGCCCUAGGCAACGGGAACUGAGUCUCCUGGAGCGAGAACUUCAAGAGUUACGACACAAAAACGAAAAGCUGAAAAUUGCCACGAAAGAGGCUCAGUUUUAUAACAAUGAGCUUGUACAGUGGGAGAGUGGAACGAAUUGUCCAGUUUUGAAAACUGCUCAAGAAAUGACGUCCACUGCCUCGACCUCACAGUUUCCUGUAGUUUAUAGCGGAGAAAGAGGGGUGAGUACACGUAAAAUUGUCGCAAUGUUAUUUAUAAAGUCAAAUAAAGCCCUGAAGGAGCGUUUAUUAGGAAACCUUCAUCAAAAAGUGCCGAAUUGCGCUCUUUUUAACACUGUUAGAGGUGGGGAGACGUAGCUAAAACUGAGCAUUGAUGAGUGAAAGUGAUUCGACGAGAAGCUGAGUUCAUUUCCAUAGAGUUUAAAGGAAACAAAUCAGAAGUCCUAAAGUUUAUAAAUUGAUUUGAGAGAAGAAAUUUACUAGCCGAAGACACUAAUUAACAAUAAUUUUCCCUGUUACACUAUACAAGGAAGGUUCCCCACACGCGUUUUUAAUCAAUCGAUGUUAUCGUUUUCCUAAAGUUAUCGAGGGUCUCUAACGAAGGCAAAACCCGAAUCCUUGAGCAAACAGGCCUAAGGUUUCAAUCAAACAACGAUCGUCUUGAAAAAGAGUUGGAGAAAAUGGGAGAAAAGCUGAUGGAUUUGGAAGAAAGAAAAACGGAUCUUAUGCCAGAGGUAAGAUUGAAUUAACUGAUCAGAUGUUUAUGAAAGCACAAGGUCGCUCCAACAUGAUUCUCGUGACGUGCGUUUUUCCAGAUGUAACUGUUGGGUGUAACAAAACGACUGUUACCUCUGGUGCUUAUAGAGACCUUUGUCUCUCAAAAUGCUUUUCUUAAUUAUAUGUUAAUCUUAAAACAUAGACACUAAAAAUAGCUAUAAGCAUACGUGAUAAGAGUUUCUUAAUCACUACCAAUAUCAACUUUAUGAAAUAUUUAACAGGUUGAAGACGUCACAGCUAAUUCAGGAGAAAACUCAGAAGUAACAAACACAAAUCGAUUCUACAGUAGCAACACUAGCUAUAUGGCGAGCAAUUCUUCGUCUGGACCUAACUACUAUUAG
Messenger RNA from Pocillopora meandrina, 18757 nucleotides. The record is from the annotation of a GenBank genome assembly. Lineage: Eukaryota; Metazoa; Cnidaria; Anthozoa; Scleractinia; Pocilloporidae.